CAGUGAACUUUCAACAUUUCUCUCAUUCUCAACGCCUCAAAAUCAGCUGUCAAAAAUGUCGCCUUUAUCUCUCCGUUCCCCUGACGCAGAGAAGUUUCACUUAUCGCCCGACUUUAGAGACCACGACUGCUCUUAUUCUCUGCAACUCAUCCUAUAUAAGGAAGACAUAAAUCCAUGGCCUUUCAAACCAUCACACCCAAGUGGCAACUUAAAAGAAUAAGAAGAAGAAGAUAGAACAAAUGGAAUCCAUCAUAUUUGAUCGAAGGAUGACCAAUUCUUCAAGCAAUUUAACGCCUACUGUGAUGCCUUUUCCUGUGUCGGAUGAGUUGCUCGGCACCUUUGUGCCUAUUGCUGUUUAUUGGAUAUACUCAGGCAUCUAUGUGAUGCUCGGUGAUUUGAACCAAUACAGGCUUCACACCAAGGCUGAAGAGGACAAAAAGAACGUUGUUUCAAAGAGAACCGUUGUGAAGGGCGUCCUCAUCCAGCAAGCUUUCCAAAUUGCUGUCUCCCUCCUCCUCUUCACGUUCAUGAGCGGUGACAGCGGCGUUGUCCUGCUUCAGCCUUCUCUUCCGGUGAUCGUCCUCCAAUUCAUGGUGGCCAUGGUGGUGAUGGACACGUGGCAAUACUUUAUGCACCGAUUCAUGCACAUCAACAAGUUCCUGUACAAACACAUCCACUCCAAACACCACACGCUGGUCGUCCCCUAUGCUUUUGGAGCUCUCUACAACCAUCCACUGGAAGGGCUAAUUCUUGACACAAUUGGGGGAGCUCUCUCCUUUCUGAUUUCAGGGAUGACACCUCGAACCGCCAUAUUCUUCUUCUCUUUUGCCACCAUCAAAACUGUUGACGACCAUUGCGGUCUCUGGCUUCCCGGAAACUUGUUACAUGUUUUCUUCAACAACAACAGUGCGUAUCACGACAUCCACCACCAGCUCUAUGGCACAAAGUACAACUUCUCUCAGCCAUUCUUUAUCACUUGGGAUAAGAUCCUUGGAACUCACAUGCCUUUCUCGCUUGAGAAGAGAAAGGAGGGAGGAUUCGAGGCCCGACCAAUUAAGAAGAUUAAUUGAUUCUUUCAGGAAUUGUUGCCUGAUAUAUAUAUGAAUGCAUACCCAAAUCCAUUAUCAUGUAUUAUAUACUUUGUUUUGUUUUCGAUAUUAACAUAGAUAUUUUCCCAACAAAAAGUGACUUAGAGCAAUGCACAUCGAUAUAAAUCAUUCCAGAAAACAAAACCUGAUGAAUGUUAUAUGAGGACAUAAAAAAUAAAUUUGAAUGCAUGAGAACAUUAAAAAAUAUUGAAGGAAGACAUUAUACACCUAAAUUAUACUUGUUGAAUGUUAGAUGAGGCUCUUUAAUUUGGAGUAUUUUAUGAUGACCCUUCAUGAUAGAUUUAUUCAACAUUUAAUGAAACUUCAGUUCAUCUUUCCGGAUAAAACUACUAUAAAUAUUAGUAGCAAGGCCUCUUGAGAACCAUGGUCAAUCUACAUGUGGGCUCCUAAAAUUUACGCUCUGGCCU
This is a messenger RNA of Dendrobium catenatum, 1516 nucleotides long. Its product is annotated as sphinganine C4-monooxygenase 1-like. Gene Ontology annotation, molecular function: oxidoreductase activity; iron ion binding. Lineage: Eukaryota; Viridiplantae; Streptophyta; Magnoliopsida; Asparagales; Orchidaceae. The transcript has 3 exons. Gene Ontology annotation, biological process: lipid biosynthetic process. The coding region runs from base 240 to 1070 and encodes 276 amino acids. The record is from RefSeq and is a predicted model, not a curated record.